AUGCUUCGGCUUAACCUGAAGCAAUUGGGCAGCUUACCUUGCCGACAUCUGAGGUUUUCAGUCCCUAGAUCAGAGAGCAGGUUACUGGUCCCCUGUGGAUCAAGACCACAUCCAAUCCAGACGUUGAAACUGAAUUUUCAACGACAAACUCAUCACGAAGCCCGCCACCCAGGGACAUCUCGAACACUUACAUCCCAUGAUGAUACCAUUUACGCUCUCUCUUCCGCACAAGGAAGAGCCGGUAUAGCCGUCAUCCGCAUCUCGGGUCCAGACUGCCUAGAGAUAUACCGACGUCUGUGCCCUGGCAAGAAACCGCUCAAGCCUCGGUACGCAACCGUCAGGACUCUUUAUGCACCGGAAGACGGACCAGGGUCGCCGGACGUGCUCGACUCCGGUGCCCUGGUCCUCUACUUCCCGGGGCCCAAGACCGUGACCGGCGAGGACGUUCUCGAGCUGCACACGCACGGCGGGCGGGCGACCGUCAAAUCGGUACUGUCCGCGAUCCCCCGAUGUGUCCCGACGGCCGCGGCGCGCGUGCGAUAUGCAGACCCGGGCGAGUUCACGCGGCGCGCCUUCUUCAACGACCGCCUUGACCUCGCGCAAGUGGAGUCGCUCGGCGACGCGCUGGAUGCUGAGACGGAGCAGCAGCGCCGUGCCGCCGUGCGGGGGUGUUCGGGCCGCCUGGGCGCGUCGUACGACGACUGGCGUGAGAGGCUUCUCUUCGCUCGUGCCGAGAUCGAGGCCCUGAUCGACUUCUCCGAGGACCAGCACUUUGAGGAGAGCCCGCACGAGCUGCUGCACAGCGUCGUGGGCCAGGUGCGCGACAUACUCGCCCUCAUCGCCCUGCACGAGAUGGCCUCGAAGCGCAGCGAGCUCCUGCGCAAGGGCAUUAGGAUCGCGCUGCUGGGCCCGCCCAACGUCGGCAAGAGCUCUCUUAUGAAUUUGAUCGUGGGCCGUGAGGCGUCUAUCGUCUCGACCGAGGCUGGGACUACGAGGGACAUUGUCGAGGCGAGUCUGGACAUACGGGGCUACCUGUGCACGUUUGCCGAUACCGCAGGUUUCAGGUCCGAAGGGAUGGCCGACGCAUCCGCGCCCGCGGAGAUUGGCAUCGUUGAGAAGGAAGGGAUCCGCAGGGCGAGGUCCAAGGCCCUCGGCUCGGACAUAGUCGUGGUUCUAGCAUCCGUCGAGAAAGAGAGCAAAGGCGAAUACUCGAUCUGUUACGAGCAAGAGACGGUCCAGCUUGCGGCGCAGGCCCCGCAGAGUCUUGUAGUCAUCAACAAGAGCGAGCAGGUCCCCGCGUCAGCACUCAAAACGCUGGUAACAGACUUCAAAGGGCGCGUCUUGGCACCAGUUCCGGGCCUCCAAGGUGCUGAGCCGCUCUUAAUAUCAUGCAAGGAGGGUGGCAACGCUGACGCCGUAGGGCUGAAGAAUAACGUAGCCGACCCCGGCUCUAUCCAUGCUCUGGUAGACAGCUUAUCCGCCCGCUUUGAGAGUUUGACAUCUCUGCCUGACGACAUGCAGGACCUCCUGGGUGUCACUGAACGUCAGGGUCAGUUACUAGCUAGAUGUCGUGGUCAUCUAGAUGACUUCAUUUCCGAAGCCACCCGGAGUUCCGAGAAACCAGGCAGCCAGAUCUACCAGCACGAAGAGGAUAUAGACGUCGUCCUUGCUGCUGAACAUCUCCGCUAUGCCGCCAAUGCUCUGGCCGAGAUAACGGGCCGUGGCGACUAUGGAGACACUGAAGAGGUUCUCGGUGUCAUAUUUGAAAAGUUUUGUGUGGGUAAAUAA
This is a messenger RNA of Pyricularia pennisetigena, 1788 nucleotides long. RefSeq lists its product as uncharacterized. Gene Ontology annotation, cellular component: cytoplasm; mitochondrion. The transcript has 3 exons. Gene Ontology annotation, biological process: tRNA wobble uridine modification; tRNA methylation. The record is from RefSeq and is a predicted model, not a curated record. Gene Ontology annotation, molecular function: protein binding; GTPase activity; GTP binding. NCBI's taxonomy places the organism in Eukaryota, Fungi, Ascomycota, Sordariomycetes, Magnaporthales, Pyriculariaceae. Bases 1 to 1788 code for a protein of 595 amino acids.